AUGAAUAACUUUUUUAGAAAAAAGUUAUCAAGUAGUAGUAGUAGUAAUAUUAAAUCAAAGAAUAAAAAGAAUGAUAGAGGUGGUAGUAGUAGUGCUAGUGGUACCGGUAGUUUAACUGAAUUGACAUCAAAGAUUAAUAAUCUAUUUAUUGGAGAUGAACAAUUCACUAGUACAUUCUUUAGAGACAAGUUGGAUCAUGGUAAACCAUACUUUGUAUUUGGUGGAUUCAACUCGUUUGUAUCGUUUUGUACGUUUAACGGCGACUUGGAACUAUUCAAAUAUGUCUACACUACACACAAGGAAGAGUUUAAUGGUAUUGGGUGUAUGGACUUUUGUAGUGGUUCUCCAAACAUUGAAAUACUUAAAUACCUACAUGAACAAGGUGCUAGAUGCACUACAUUGGCUAUGGACAAUGCAUGUUCUCAUGGUAGAUUGGAAGCUGUAAAAUUCUUACAUUAUAAUCGUACAGAAGGUGGAACUCUCAGUUUAAACAAUGCUAUUCGUGAAGGGUUCUUGGAUAUCGUUCAAUUCUUACAUGUGGAGAAUAGGGCGUCCCUUGACCAAGCUGGAUCAUCUCAUUCUUCAUCAUCAUUGUCGUCAUCAUCUGAUGUCAAGACAUUGGAUCUUGUACUAUUCCGUGAUGCACUUGAAAUUGAACAUACCCUAUUCCCACAUGGAGAGAAUACAUCAAUCACAGCUGCCACUGCUCCAUUGGAUGGAGAGGAUUAUGAAGAUCCAAUAUACCUCGUUGACAAGGAACUAGAGAAACAAAGAUUAGAUAUGAUUGUCUAUCUUUUAGAACAUCGGUCAAAGGAGAAAUGGUCAACCAUUCUAAUGGACAAUGCCGCCAAAUGUGGGUAUCUAUCAAUAGUAAAAUACCUAACAAAAAAGAAGAUUGAAGGUAGUCCAUCUGCUAUCGACAAUGCUGCAACAUAUGGUCAUUUAUCUAUAGUUGAAUUUUUACAUCAAAAUUCUACUCAAGGUUGUACAAGAAAAGCAUUGGAUGGAGCAGCAAAAAAAGGACAAUUUAAAGUGAUUAAAUAUUUAAAUCAACAUUUAAGAAUGGAUUGUUCGGCAGAACAUGACAGUGCAAUUGGGUUUGCAGCUGGAUUGGGUAGAUUUGAUAUAGUCAAAUAUUUACAUGAAAACGGUCAUCAUUGUUGUAAUGGUGCGAUGGAGGCGGCCAUUAGAAUAGGUAGAGCCGAUAUUGUACAGUACUUGCUUGAAAAUCGUACAGAGAGAUGUGGACCAGAGGCACUUGAAAAUGUAACGACAACCGUCGAGGUAUUAAAGAUUCUCCGUGCGGCACCUGACCUCCCUCACUUGUUUACACGUGCAUGUUUGGACUCGUUGGCGGGCAUGGGUAACUUUGAAGCAGUCAAAUUCUUGCACGAGUCGAGAACCGAACCCAACUGCUGCACUGCCGCUGCUAUUGACGAGGCGUCAACAAACGGACAUCUUUCUGUCGUCACAUUCUUGCAUGAACAUGGAUAUGAAUGCACGGUUGCCGCGAUUGAAGGUGCUGCACGUGGUGGUCACAUUGAUUGUGUAAAAUACUUGCACCAAAAGAGAAGAGAGUGUUCUCCACAGAAUGCACCCAAUGCCAUACACAAUGCAUGCAAGGGAUGUGAAACGACGGCGGCCAACACUGCCGCUGGUGGCGCCAAUACCAAAGAGAUGCAACUUGCAAUCAUUAGGUACCUCGUCGAAAAUAAUUACUCGUCGUCGGCCAAUGCGAUGGACGAAGCUGCAAAGCAUGGCCAUGGAGACAUUGUCUUUUACCUAAAUGAAAACACAACGCAAGGAUGUACAACAGCUGCCAUGGAUGAUGCCAGUGGAAAUGGUCACAUUAAUAUUGUUCACUUUUUACAUUACAAUAGAACUGAAGGUUGUACUGUUGCUGCUAUGGAUACGGCAAGUUAUAAUGGUCAAAUGGAAAUUGUUAAGUUCUUACAUUUCAACCGGAAUGAGGGUUGUAGCAAGGCAGCUAUGGAUGGAGCUGUGUUUUCUGGAAAAUUAAAUAUUGUAGAAUUCUUAAAUGAUAAUCGUACGGAAGGAUGUUCGUCGUUGGCUUUUAUGUACUCAAAGAGUCGAAAAUUUAAACAUAUUUAUAAAUACUUGGAACAAAAUCAAUCACAUAAUGCAUCAACAGAAGCCACCCCUCCCACCACCAACAACAACAAUAUUCUUCAAGCCAACGAGUAA
Messenger RNA from Cavenderia fasciculata, 2205 nucleotides. RefSeq lists its product as uncharacterized. Gene Ontology annotation, molecular function: protein binding. Lineage: Eukaryota; Evosea; Eumycetozoa; Acytosteliales; Cavenderiaceae. The transcript has 4 exons. Bases 1 to 2205 code for a protein of 734 amino acids. The record is from RefSeq and is a predicted model, not a curated record.